AUGCUAAUACUAUUUUUAUACAAAGGUGAUGGUACUGUCAGAGUUUGGAUCUAUGACCACUAUGAUGUAAUUGCAGCGGAAAAUGAAAAUAAUUUGUGGGGUACAGAUCCAUUCAACAUGACAGGUAGAAAUGGUUAUCUGUAUGGUCGCGGUACAAGUGAUAACAAGGGACCAAUCCUUGCAUCGAUUUUUGCUGUGAACGAGUUGUUAAAGGAAGGUCUUUUGGAUGUCAAUGCCAUCUUUUUAAUUGAAAGUGAAGAGGAAAGUGGCAGAGUUGGAUUUUAUGAAGCAGUUAUACUUUUGUUAUGUCCACUCAUGUAUGUAUAUAUAUGUGUGUAUAGUAAUUCUUACUGGCUUGGCGAAGAUGUACCUUGUAUUACAUAUGGCCUAAGAGGUGUUAUUCACGCAACAGUUUCCAUUAGUAACAAGCGUGCCGAUCUUCAUUCUGGUAUAGAGGGAGGGGCUGUUUCUGAACCCUUGAUAGACCUGAUCCACGUAUUAGGAAAACUAGUAGACAAUAACAAAAAGGUUCUCAUUCCAGGUUUUUAUGAUAACGUAAGUCCUAUGACGGAAGCUGAAGAGAAAUUGUAUGAUCCUAUUGUUGAAUGGACGCAAACAUCGGAAACAGCACGAUCCAACAAGUUAAAGCAGCAAUUGAUGGCACGAUGGAGAUAUUCGACCUUGACAGUACACAAGAUUGAUGUAUCUAUCAACAACCCCACCCUUAUCCCACGUAACGCAAAGGCAGCCGUGAGUAUGCGUGUUGCUCCUGACCAGGCUAUCACAGAUAUUUGCGCCCAGUUUGAGCAAUAUGUCAAAAAUGUGUUUGCUCAAUGUAACUCGGAUAAUCGAAUCUCAAUUACCAUCGAGAGUGCAGCCGAAUAUUGGCUAGGAGAUUUGAAGAGUAAAUACUUUAAGGCGGUUGCAAAUGCUAUAGCAGAUGAAUGGAAUAUGAAGCUAUUGUAUAUUCGAGAAGGUGGUUCGAUUCCUGCUGUGCGUUGGCUUGAUCCUUACGGCGCUAGAUCGAUUGGUUCCGUUUCCAACCCCAACACUGCUUACAGACGUUUAAACUCCAUCUUGACCCAAAACAAUGUUUGUAAAGAGUUACGCGCCAACAGAUACUUUGGAAAGCCACACGUCACAAGGAGAAGAAAGAAUAUCGAACGUAACCGUAAAUUAUUCGGUGCCAUGAUUGGAAAGAAGGCUGCACUUAUCAAGUGA
This is a messenger RNA of Mucor mucedo, 1221 nucleotides long. RefSeq lists its product as uncharacterized. The record is from RefSeq and is a predicted model, not a curated record. Gene Ontology annotation, biological process: glutathione catabolic process; translation; proteolysis. The transcript is spliced from 5 exons. The coding region runs from base 1 to 1221 and encodes 406 amino acids. Gene Ontology annotation, cellular component: ribosome. Gene Ontology annotation, molecular function: peptidase activity; structural constituent of ribosome. Lineage: Eukaryota; Fungi; Mucoromycota; Mucoromycetes; Mucorales; Mucoraceae.